This is a messenger RNA of Ostrinia furnacalis (Asian corn borer), 1530 nucleotides long. RefSeq lists its product as uncharacterized. Lineage: Eukaryota; Metazoa; Arthropoda; Insecta; Lepidoptera; Crambidae. Gene Ontology annotation, molecular function: protein binding. The transcript is spliced from 12 exons. Bases 1 to 1530 code for a protein of 509 amino acids. The record is from RefSeq and is a predicted model, not a curated record.
AUGGGGCAGUAUGAAAAUGACGUGCAAUGCUUGUUGCUGUCAGCAUCAGAUAGAAGCUUGACCGUUUACGAUGCUACUACACUGACGCACACUGCCACAUUCUGCAUUACUGGUCUGCCUAGUAUACCGACAUGCCUAGCCUAUUCCAACUCAGAUCUGGAAGGUUCCGAGCUACUCUUCGGCACGGAGCGGGGUGAUCUGACCAGGAUUCGGUUCCUGCAGCCGAGACUGUCACUGUUUUACAGCAAGACUCCCGAUAACAUCAAUUACUACUUUUGGAUGGAGCUGUCAUCCCCCCCUCACACCACAUACAAUGCCAUCACCACAUGGCGCAAAGUCCACUCGCGCGCAGUUCGGCGCGUGGCGUACACACGAGACGGCGACAUCGUGCUGUCCUGCUCCCACGAUUCCACCGUCAGUGUUCGCUCCAGGCAUGUACCUGGGAAGCUGGAUGACUACGUCUUCAGAGUGCAAAGGGGUGUGACGUGUUUCCACGUGGUAUCUCCCCUCCACCUGCUGGCCACGGGAAGCUGCGACGGGAUCGUCCGUCUAUGGGAAACCACGCAGGCUGCACCCUUCGCGACACUCCCUACUCCGACCCUGGCUGCUGUACUGGACGUCGCUGUGAUUGCUUCUGAAGAGAUCGUGCUGGCUUACUGUAAUAACUGUACGGUGCACAUCUGGGAUAUGUACGAAGAAUGUCUGCUGCAAAGCAUCAAGUUGCGGUUCCCAUUUCUUGGAGUCCUCGGAAAGAAAGUGGAAUUUGGGGCUUUUUGCAUUCAUCCUGGUCCUACCCGCAGACCUUACGUUGAUGAUGACCUGGCUUCAAUACCACCUCUAGAAGCGACGUCUCGCCGAGGGUCCAGCGUCUACCAGGGAUCGACGGGCGGCCUGAUGCUGCAGACUGAAGCCAGGGACGACUGGCAGUCUAGAGGACUGGAGAGUGAACCGGAAUACAUCCGCUUCAACCGGCCCGAGCUGCUCCUCUCCUGCUGCGACUACGUCUGCGUGGUGCUCCUCAAGGACCAGGAGUUGGGCAGCAUCAUGCCGCCUCCAGGAGACACCCUGAGGGCUAGGAGGCCGUCCAUUUGGGAACUGCCAGAUGAUAUGCUUUCGACUCCAGGAUUGUCUCGCCGUUCACCGCGGUCUCCUCGGUCUCCGCCUGUUCCAUCUCCUAGGAUGUUAGCACCGUCAUCAGCAGAGUAUCCUACUCAAGAUCUGGAGACAUUACUCAAGAAUGCGGGUCUUGAAGGAAUAUUAGAGAAGGAUUUCGUCUUGAUGCAAGGACUGAAGCAAGAUCUGAACCGCAAACUUGCUGAAAUGGACGCUAACAAGACCAAUAUGUCGUAUGCCGUGAAUGCUGGAGCCCCAUACUUAGCCCUGAAGACCCAUGAACCUACCCCCAUGGAGCCAGUAGAUGAGAUGGUGGACGAAUACAAACGGGUUAUGAGAUUGUUUCCUGCAAUGAGUGUCACAGGAACUCCACGAGGGAGUGAGACGUCUACUCUCCAAAGAAGUUCUAGAUUAUGA